AUACCUUUUCUCAACGUGAGUGAUCCAUCAUGCAGCGCAGCCAGCUGCUGCUGCCAGCAAGCAGUCACUCACGUUUCGCAGGCUAGAAUCGCCGCUAGAUACCUACGUUCCGUCCAGCAGCUAGAAAAUAUGUUGCUGUACGUAGUGAGGAUUGCGUCUGAACUCGGGAUCCUGGAGAGGCUGUGGCCAGGCCGCGUGGUUUGCAGCUUUUCGCUAGUCCUUACCGGAGUUGCCGACUGUGUCGGUGCAUCUGCUCCCAGGAAAACCGCCAACUGAUAUGAGGUGGUUGUCCUUGGUGCCUAUUAGCUUUGGUUCCUAUUGCCUUACCGUACAGCAGCAGUCCAUCAACAACCCAGAUCGCGGAGCGGCUUGGUGACGAAACCAGCUACCAUGAACUCCGUUCCCAUUGCUUCUGCCACCCCUGACCCGCGGGCCAGGGCCCCUUACGGCUCCUCUCAAACGGUGGAGAGCAGCAUGUACAGUGUGGAUGCGCGCCCUGCCGUGGGGGCUGCGGGCAUGCCGGCAGCCAGCUCUGCUCGCGCUGCAGCUGAUGAUGUGGACCACCGCAGGAGCGACCUCGCAGACCCUGCAGCACUGGGCCUGGCUGCCUUUGCAGCCACCACCUUUGUCCUCAGCGCACACAAUGCAGGCUGGGCGCCGGACCUGGCUUGGGUGGGGCUCGCUCUCUUCUACGGUGGCCUUGCUCAACUGCUGGCAGGCAUGUGGGACUUCCGCAACAACAACACGUUUGGCGCCACCGCCUUCAGCACAUAUGGUGCCUUUUGGUUCUCCCUGGCGUCCUUCAUCCUUUUCGUUGAGCUGGGCGUCUUUCCUGCCUCCCUCGACGUCAGCGAAGGCCUGGGCUGGUUCCUGGUGGCCUUCUUCAUUUUUAACACAUACGCCAUGCUGGGCAGCUUGUUUUUGGCCAAGGCCACGCUGGCAGUGUUUGUCACCCUGGAGGUCACGCUGCUCCUGCUCUUCGUGGGCUUCUUCAAGGACAAUACCGCGGGCGUGGGCUGGACCGCAGUGGGUGGCUACUUUGGCGUAGUCACCGCAGUGUGUGCCUGGUACAACAGUGCUGCUGUUCUGAUCAAUCGCGCAGCAACCGUCCACUUUAUGCCUGUCGGUGCCCCGGUGGUCGACAAGGAGAAGCUGCGCGCGUGGCAUUCGCGCCGGAAGAAUGUUCCCUCGGUUGACGAUACUUACACCAGCGACAAGAGAGACUCCUCCGUUUAGGAGAGGACGAGUUGCCCAAGUUAAGAACGAGGGGAACCGGCGUUGGAUCCAACGGUUGCAAUCAAAAUUUAGUGCCAUCCACAGGCAUCGAGUAAAUCGGUUUGCCGUAGAUUCUUGACCGGGUCGUUGGAUGCUAUAAGCAGCGUGGGUUGCUUGUGAGAGGGUGUCGUGUUGACCAACACUUGCAACCUAUCACGACCUGUACAAAAGGUAUGUAUGCGUAAGUAAAGCUGCAGCAGUUACGGGAAAGUUGACAGUCUGUUGGAUAUUAAAGAAAAAUUUUGCUUCUUAGUAUUAGGGGAGAGAGCCUAGAAAAGGUAGAUAGAAGGUUGGGUUGCAUGUGUAUGGAUGUGGAGAUGAGCUGCAAGGGGGACAACCGGCCGUCCGAGGAGGGCUCACAACUGUCCCUUCCUCGAAAGCUUGAAAGGACGUUCGACCUUACUAGCUAGCUAGUUGAAGUCAGUAAAUUGUGCUCGCACAACUUAGAUGUUUCGAUCUUUGGAGAGGCAAUUUAGAUCUGAGAGGUUUCCGAGCAAUUAUAUGAUAGUGAGCCUAGUUGGACGGUCAUGGGUAUGCUUGUAAAGUUUUGAAAGUCCAUUCAGACGGUGGGCAAGAGACUUGGCUGAUCAUUCAUAGGGUGUAUCGAUCACGUGCCAGGUCGUUUUCGAUGAGAUUGAAUUGUGAGUUCGUUGACUAGCGUGCACC
This is a messenger RNA of Klebsormidium nitens, 1941 nucleotides long. NCBI's taxonomy places the organism in Eukaryota, Viridiplantae, Streptophyta, Klebsormidiophyceae, Klebsormidiales, Klebsormidiaceae. The record is from the annotation of a GenBank genome assembly.